AGAUAUUUUUUUUAUGCAAAAGCUGUCUGAGGAAGGAAAACAAAACGCGAAAGCUACGAAGCAAAGACGCGCAACACCGUAAAUCGCGAAGAAUACUACAGCUGUUGAAGGAAAUCGAUCUUUGUCUACACAAGAGUGAUUUGGUGUGAAGAAUUCUGAUCGACGAGGAAAGACGAUUUCUAGGGUUUCGACGAGUUCUCAAAUUGAGAUUCCGACAGAUUGGUUGAUUUGGAGAGAACUCCAACGAAGAUGGCAGUUCAUGAUCAAAGUGGAAGUGUGGUUAAAUCUCAAAUCGGAACUUCGAGGAAGAGAAAAUCUAGGAGUAGAAGCGAUGGCACGACAGUGGAGGAGAAAUUGAAGAAGUGGAAAGAAUAUAACGAGAACGUAGAGGCCACUGGAGAAGGCGAGAGGCCGAAACGUAAAGUGCCGGCAAAAGGGUCGAAGAAAGGUUGUAUGAAAGGAAAGGGAGGACCCGAGAAUGCUCGCUGUAAUUUCAGAGGGGUUAGGCAAAGAACUUGGGGGAAAUGGGUUGCAGAGAUUAGAGAGCCAAAUAGAGGCAGUAGAUUGUGGCUUGGCACUUUCCCGACAGCGUACGAGGCUGCUGCUGCUUACGACGAGGCUGCUAAGACUAUGUACGGGCCGUUAGCUCGUCUUAAUUUCCCGUCGGUUUGUCCUUCGGUUGGCACUCCAUGUGGGUCCGACAUUACUUGCUCGUCGAGUCAGUCCGAGGUAUGCACAGUGGAGGAUGUUAAGGUUGUUCCUGUGAAACAGAGAGAUGGGGAGGGGGAAUCCGAGCCUUCUAGUAAGGAUAAAACUUCAAAUUUGGAAGAGAUGAAGAAGGAGAACGUGAAGAAAGAUGCGUUGAGUUAUGAUUGGCUGAUUGAGUUUGAAGAGGAGUACUGGAAGAGUUUUCUCAAGGAGAAAGUGAAGGAAGAAGAGCAGUUGACAGAGAACCCUCUCGAGCAAUCAGAGUCACUAACUGUCGCGGAUUAUGGCUGGCCGGACAACAAGACGGGCGCUGAUCAGAACUGCUGGAGCGGUUUAUCGGCCGAGGAGAUGUUUGAUGUGGAUGAGCUUCUUGGCGACAUAAACGAGAACAUUCCGCCAGGGCCAAGCCAAGAACGGGACACGAGGAUCGACAUGGCCGGUCCAAACGAAUCAGCUCUGUCCACCGGGGUCGCGAAAUCGCAAAACGCGAGCCUUGACUACGGGCUGCCAUUGCUCGAGCUCGAUCAGCAAGAUGGGCAAGAUCUGUUCGACUUUAGUUUCCUUGAUCUUGAGAGCUGGAACUGUUAGGCUGUAUCAGACGGAUGAAGCUGGUGACUCCGUCAAAUCUUGAUGCCUGAAGACCGCCAUGGGUGGAUUCUCUCUAGCUUGUGAGUAGGCUGGAACUUGAGAGCUGGGAUGUUGUUACAGAACCGGUGACUGAUCUUUGUAAGACAACGUAGGAAGAUUUGACCAAUGGACAAAGAAGACACAAAAGAUUUCAUUUGUUCUUUACAUGCAACUCUUCGAUUCUCUAUUGAGUUUUUUGAGGAUAGAGAAACUACAUCUCCCUGUGCAGAUGCCUCUUGCUUUUUUUUUUUUUUUUUGUACAUACAAAAAAGAAUCGGACCCUUUGUUGUUUCCUUUGUGAUAGUAAUGGGCUUAUUGGGCUCUUAUGAAAUUAAUGGGCCGUUGAUGGGCUUAGUAUUUGAAAUAAAAGUAGGUUGUGGAA
Molecule: messenger RNA, 1717 nt
Organism: Tarenaya hassleriana
Lineage: Eukaryota; Viridiplantae; Streptophyta; Magnoliopsida; Brassicales; Cleomaceae
Product: dehydration-responsive element-binding protein 2A-like
Exons: 2
Coding region: 250-1296 (348 amino acids)
Biological process (GO): positive regulation of DNA-templated transcription; response to stress
Cellular component (GO): nucleus
Molecular function (GO): transcription cis-regulatory region binding; DNA-binding transcription factor activity
Source: RefSeq, a predicted model, not a curated record